Molecule: messenger RNA, 5874 nt
Organism: Mucor velutinosus
Lineage: Eukaryota; Fungi; Mucoromycota; Mucoromycetes; Mucorales; Mucoraceae
Gene: THR1
Product: Trihydroxynaphthalene reductase
Exons: 13
Coding region: 1-5874 (1957 amino acids)
Biological process (GO): phosphatidylinositol-mediated signaling; phosphatidylinositol phosphate biosynthetic process
Cellular component (GO): cytoplasm; plasma membrane
Molecular function (GO): 1-phosphatidylinositol 4-kinase activity
Source: RefSeq, a predicted model, not a curated record
AUGGGAUUGGCAGAGGUCUUGGCUGAUUCCAGGGCCAAGGCUUCCACAGAAGAAAUCGACAAGCUCAUCAGCAAAUGUCCUGCUGUGCCAAUGGAUAACACAACCACCGAGAUCUUGACCAGACAUGAAGCCCCUGGAUUGGGUGUCAUGACUCGUCGAAGCCAACAAACCUUGGCUGCUCUUGUCAAAUACGCUGUGAAAGCAAACCAAGAAAGACAGUUGGAACUACUGCCUCGAUUGUUAGCUUAUGUUCGGCACUUGCCUGCAUUUCAAUGGGAACCUGUGAGUUUAACUGGCCUUCCGCCUUCCGAUGCCAUCACCUACACUUUGUUUGCUGGCUUAUUGGAGAUUGGUGAUAGGUGCCCUGAGCAAUACGAGGAAAUUAUUCAGACAUUGUGGAAAUACGCUGAGUGUAUUAUUCAGCUCAUGUCAGAGAAUGUCGAAUUCACCGUGACAUUCAUCUUGCCUUCAUUGGCAGGUCUUUCAAGAGCACUACAACUUUCGCCCUACCUCUACAGACCCAAUCAACUACUGGCACUCUGUCAAAACACACAGCCCUUGAUUCGAGAUGAUACAUUGGACCUAAUUCGAAUUUCCAUCACCAGCUGCCUUCGAGAUGCAGAAGGCACUGCUUACAGCCGUCGUGUGCUCGCUCGUUAUUGGGAGGAUGGAACACCAUUGAGUAGCAACCGGGUGAUUCAUGACCUGUUGAUUGUCUUUAGAAAUGUGUUGGCUCGGGUCCUUAUUCAUAUGAAGCCCACAAAAGACACAGUGACGCCUUUGGUGGUCCCUAGAGAGAGAUUCUCCAAACUGUACUUGCCGCAAGACAUUGAAGAGAUCUGGUCUCAAUUGAUGCAACAACCCGUUCAUAUCGAAGCAGAAGCACAAUUGAGCAAGAGCUUGAAGCACGUCUAUUUGAUGAGCUUGGGGUAUUUUGAGGAUAUUCACAAGUACGCUGAAAAGAGCAUUCAAGAGGGUAGAAAAUGGGCUCCGGACGCCUACAUGCAAGAGAUUAUGGGUACCAGUUUGCAUGUCUCUUCGUUGGCCUCCGUCUAUCUCAAUCAAGUAGAUGAUUCUCUCAUUGAUCAUGUUACGGAAUGUUUGUUUGAUGUGCCACACGUAGCCGAUUCUUGGGUCCACAUUGCUUCUUUGGAUGCUGCUGUGCUACUCGCAAUCAACUUCUCAAGAUUGAACCAUCCAAUGACAAACACCAUAUGCAGAUUCUUGGCUACGCCUUCGCCUGUAUUUGAUCUCCAAACUGAAAAGCGAAAGGAAUCUGUCAGUGUACAGCAGUUUGCUAUUAUUCGAUUGGCUCAAUGUGUCCAAAUAAAACCUGAUGCUCAAGUCGCUCAAGCUGCCAUCUCUACCGUCUAUGCUCUUUUGAAUGAAAUCACUCGCUACACUAGUGCUGAAUCUGGAUCUGUGGAUAAGAUGUCCUUCAACGGCAGCGCCAUUGCUGGUGCGCCUGCAUUGGAACAGCUUAAUGAAAAGCAAAAGCAGCAAGUGUGUGCUAAUGUGCUCUCUGCCAUUGUAGGUGUUGCCGUCUACUUGAAGGAUGAUAAUAUCAUCUCUCAAGCUUUCUCCAUGCUCGCUCUUCGUCGCAAGACACUAUCGCCUGCAGCGACUGCUUCGUUGACCAUGCGAUUAGUGGACCUUGCUCUUGUCAGCUCCAAAGAGACCUACUGUGAGAUUAUCAACUUGCUUGCUACCUUGAGUAAAGAGUCUAUUUACAGUGAAAACAAUCUACUCAACACUUCGAUUCUGGCUGCUCAAUUAAGCUUAGCAAAACGCCUAACAGAUCGCCCCGAGUACUACCAACUCUAUCUCAACAGCUUGCUCAACUUGUUCAUUGAAAGUGGCAAUUCCAUUCAACGCACCAUGACAAAGCACAAGAAGGAGAACGAAUACCCCUUGGCCCAGAAGCUCGGCCAUUUGUUACCCGUCAUCAGUGCCCUUUUAGAGCACUCAGACUUCAAUCCACACCUACACCCCAGCGAAGAAACGGUUUCCUUGUUUAGAAACAUGUGGUUCCAUUGCGUGCUCUUUGGCUUUGUUACUGAAUCCAUGUGGAUCCGCGAAUGGCACCCUGCUAUGCUACAAAUCGCUAAAAAGACGCCCGUCUUGGUGAUUGAAAGCACUACCAACUACCUGGAAAGCGAUUUAGAGCAUAAUUCUGUCUUGCGUGCCAGCAACGACCAUGGCUUGCUGCAAAUGCGCCAGAAGCUGACCAAUUUUUUGCCUAGUUUGGCGUACGAUAUCAAGAACUUUUCUUUUGCGCAGGUCAUUUUUGCAUUGAGUGUCUAUCAUGUGGAGAUGAUGCGAAGUCGUAUGGGCGACUGCUCUUACAUGUUGCGUUAUUUUAUGAACGAUGGUGUCAAUACAAGCGCUUUGAUCAACUGCCUCGAGACCAUCUUUGAGCGUGUGUCUCAUGCUUUUGUUAAGGAUGCUUCUGUCAAGGCGCUCAGUCAAAACUUGGACGAACAGCUGAGAAGCCAGACAGCCGCUCUUUUGGAGUUGUGCUGUCAUAAACGAAAGAAGGUCCAUUUGAUGGCUAUCAAAACGGUGGAACGCAUUGUCGCUUCCUUUGGUCAAGUAUUCACUGAUGGAUCCUUGGUCACGUUGCUGUUGGAGUUGGUACAACUGACCUGGCUGGCUUGUGAGGCUGAAUACCGUGAUGAGUACUCUCCUGUGUUCCAUUUCACCUCUGCUCGCGUGGGCGUCACUGUUGAAUUGGGCGAUUCAUACGUGUAUCGUAGAGAAGUAUGCACUCACAUCUAUGACAAUGCUCGUAAAUGGCUUCAAGUUGCCCUUGUAAGAGCACCCAUUGAAGUCUCUGGAUUGCUGCAAGACUACCUCGCCGAAUUCAGUCGAUUCUCCAAUGACGGUUUGACGGAUGUUGUACACAUGGGCCGUUCUUUGGCUCUUGAAAUGGGUAAAACCACUUCCAAGAGCGAGCUUUCCAUUGACUUUGUACCCAAGGUGCCUUCCUUAUUCCCUGAUGAAUCAUCCAACUUUAUCGGCAGCUUCAGAUCAAGACAGUUCUACUCAGGUGAGAUCAGUGGUAUCGAAUACUUGAUUGGACUUCGUGCUCGUGCUGCAGAGUCCGAGUCAGGCAACGAACUGUCAGAUCAAAUCCCCUUCGUCGUUGAAGCACUUGCCAGUCUCACUCAAGACAUCACGGAUCGCAAGACUGUGCCUGUGGAUCGUCUCUAUAGAGUGAUGCAUCGAUCUGCUGGUUAUGCCAUUGCCUUGCCCAAAGUGAAUGCAGACAUCAUCAGACAUUUGGUGCAUAUUCCUGUGCUCAUGUUUACGCCAGAGUCCAUGGACAUUGGUACCACUGUUUGGAAUUGGAUGCUGGUAGAAAGACCUGAAGUAGAGAACAAGUUGAUGAUUGAAAUGAUGAGCAUGUGGGGCUGGGCUCAACGUCAUCGCAAGGGCUUAUUUUCUCCUCUCCUCAAUGUCAAGCAUCCAUUUGUCAGCAAAAUGACUUACUCUCCGUCUGAUAAGGCUGUCCGUGAUAGCAACCAUCGCAUUGCCACCUUCUUAUUCACACCUCACAUUAGCUGGAUCAAGUUCUUGAGCAGCCGUUUCUACGCUAUCCGCCAUCGAAGCAAGCACCUUGUCAACAUGUUUAUUCGUCUGUUGCAAGACUCCUUCCAGAAUGCCAACUUGAUGAGCACACACUCGCUUGCUCGCUACGCGCGUUUCUCUCUGCUGCGCUUGGGUUUGAAGGUUCUGCAGUCCACGCGCUUGGAAGCACUGGCUGAAUACAAAUUGCGUUCGUUGGUCUAUGAUGCUGCCUUUGAUUGGUUUAGUCAGAAUCCCAAGUGGCAUUACGGCGCAAGAAAGAGCUUGGCCUUGAUGGAGCACAAGAUGAUGACUGACUUCUAUAAUGCCGUCGUCAAUGAUAGCCCUUCGUUGAGUUAUUUGGUUACUUGCAGUUCCAUCAAGAGUGCCAAUCCCAAGAUCACUGCUGGCCAUUAUAUGUUCCUAAAGGACAAAACCAAGGAUGAUGUGAUGAAGCACCACACAUAUGCACAUAAACUGUUGCUGUUGUUUAUCGAGAGUGAGUUGACCAAGCUCUCUGUGUGGUGUAAUCCUUUGAACACAACUGGAUCAGGUAACCCUGUCAUCUUUAGUGGUAGUACUGAGCGCUCCAUGGUGACUGAAGAGUCCUGGAAAGAAAUUGUUCGAUUUGCAUGGACCUUAUCGCCCAAAUUAGCAGUACAAAUGGACACUCGCUUUGUUCAACCUAUUGUCAGAAAGGAAUUGCACAGACUGAUUGCCAACAACUCGCUGGAUGUUGUGGACGUACCUGAAGCACUUGUCAUCUUGCUGGGUGAUGGUGUCUCGUCUUCAGCCAAAUUGGACCUCAAAUACCUGCAGUACUGGGCUCCUGUGCCUGCCAUCACUGCUGCCAGUUACUUUUUGCCUGCUUACGGCAACCAUCCCCUCAUCUUACAAUAUGCUAUGCGUAGUCUCGAGUACCACCCCAUUGACACAGUCUUCUUUUACGUACCUCAGAUUGUACAAGCACUGCGUUAUGACGCUUUGGGCUAUGUGGAGAAAUACAUUCUGCAAGCUGCUGCCACAUCUCAGCUGUUUGCUCAUCAAAUCAUCUGGAACAUGAAGGCCAACUUCUUUGUGGACGCUGAUAAGGAUUGCAUCAAGCCUGACACACUGAAGCCCACGUUGGAGAAGAUUAUCGAGACCAUGGUGGCUUCGUUCACGGGUGAGGAUCGUGCCUUUUAUGAGAGAGAGUUCAAGUUCUUUGGUGAAGUUACUGCUAUCUCUGGGUAUCUGAAAGAGUACAUUAAGCAUGGCCAGAAUGAAAAGAAACCUCUUCAAAAGAAACGUCUUGACGAAGAGCUCGCCAAGAUCAAGGUCGAUGUGGGCGUCUAUCUUCCUAGUAACCCAGAUGGUCAUGUCGUGGAUAUCAACCGUACCUCUGGUCGUCCUCUUCAGAGUCAUGCCAAGGCGCCUUUCAUGGCUACUUUCUUGAUUGAGAAAGAAGAGGAAGAUUUGAACCAGAUCAGCAGCGCACUCAUCAAGGCAUCUGACGACAUUGAAAUCCGCAAGCGCACUACUCAAAUCUGGCAAGGUGCCAUCUUCAAGGUCGGUGAUGAUUGUCGUCAAGAUGUAUUGGCUUUGCAGUUGAUUGCUGUCUUCAAGAACAUCUUUACCAGCAUUGGUCUUGAUCUCUACGUCAAUCCGUAUCGUGUGGUGGCUACUGCACCUGGUCGCGGUGUCAUUGAUGUCAUUCCACGCUCGAUUUCCAGAGAUCAAUUGGGUCGUGAAAAGGUCAACAGUCUUUACGACUACUUUGUCGCCAAGUACGGAGGCCCUGAAUCCAUCCAUUUCCAACGUGCUCGUAUCAACUUUGUUCAAAGUGUGGCAGCUUACUCGGUCAUUUCUUACUUGCUCCAAAUCAAGGAUCGUCAUAACGGUAACAUCAUGUUGGACGAUGAUGGCCAUAUCAUUCACAUUGAUUUUGGCUUCAUCUUUGAUAUCGCACCUGGAGGUAUUGGAUUUGAAAGCUCGCCCUUCAAAUUAACUGCUGAAAUGAUCCAGGUGAUGGGUGGCGGAUCAGAGGAGCAGGCCUUCAAGCAGUUUUCUGAGCUUGUGAUCAAGGCUUAUUUGGCUUCUCGUCCUUAUGCAGAGCUGAUCAUGCAAUUGGUGUCUUUGAUGUUGCAGUCUGGUUUACCUUGCUUCAAGGGAGAAACCAUCAAGAGAAUGCGUACACGUUUCCAACUUGAUAAGACGGAUCGUGCUGCUGCUGACUUCAUGUUGAUGCGUAUCAAGGAUUCGUUUGCCAAUCAACGUACAGUGCUGUAUGAUUACUUCCAGAAAUUAACAAAUGGUAUUCCCUACUAA